AUGUCCAACUUCAACGAGAUUGUGGCCAAUGUGCCACAGUCAGUCCAAUUGGCCCUUGCCGGAGUUGGUGCUCUAUACUUGGGCAGCCAUGUCUUUGCAUACUUGCGAUUUGUGCUCAAUGUCUUUGUCCUGAGCGGCACCAACCUCCGCAAGUAUGGCAAGAAGGGCACAUGGGCUGUUGUCACUGGUGCCUCUGAUGGCCUCGGUAAAGAGUAUGCGACACAACUAGCCGCCAAAGGCUUCAACCUCGUCCUCGUUUCCCGUACCCAGUCCAAGCUUGAGGCGAUUGCCAAGGAGCUCGAGUCCAAGCACAGCGGCCUGCAGACAAAGAUUCUAGCUAUGGAUUUCAGCGCCGACAGAGACGAGGACUAUGAGGCUCUGAAACAGUUGAUCGAUGGCUUGGACGUGGGCAUUCUCAUCAACAACGUUGGACAGUCCCACAGCAUCCCAGUUCCGUUCCUUCUCACCGAGAAGAAGGAAAUGCAGGAUAUUGUGACUAUUAACUGCUUGGGAACUCUGAAGGUCACCCAAGCUGUGGCACCUGGUAUGCAGUCUCGCAAGAAGGGCCUCAUCCUGACCAUGGGCUCCUUUGGCGGCUGGGCUCCCAUCCCUUAUCUCGCCACCUACUCAGGCUCCAAGGCGUUCCUCCAGCACUGGUCGUCAGCACUGGCUGCCGAGCUGAAGCCAAGCAACAUUGAUGUUCAGCUCUGCCUGUCGCACCUGGUCACAACCGCCAUGUCCAAGAUCCGCCGCCCGAACCUGAUCGUCCCUAGCCCCAGACCUUUUGUCAAGGCUGCUCUGGGCAAGAUUGGUAGAGGUGGUUGGCAAUUCAUGCCGGACACUUAUACCCCUUGGUGGAGUCAUGCUGUGAUGGGAUGGGCGGUCGAGACCUUUCUGGGAGUUGGCAACAGGUUGCUGCGAUCUUACAAUGUGUCAACGCACAUUGACAUCCGCAACAGAGCCCUGCGCAAGGCUGCUCGCGAGGCCAAGAAGCAGUAA
This is a messenger RNA of Pestalotiopsis fici W106-1, 999 nucleotides long. RefSeq names its product 3-ketoacyl-CoA reductase. Gene Ontology annotation, cellular component: endoplasmic reticulum. NCBI's taxonomy places the organism in Eukaryota, Fungi, Ascomycota, Sordariomycetes, Amphisphaeriales, Sporocadaceae. Gene Ontology annotation, molecular function: ketoreductase activity. Bases 1 to 999 code for a protein of 332 amino acids. The transcript has 2 exons. The record is from RefSeq and is a predicted model, not a curated record. Gene Ontology annotation, biological process: fatty acid elongation.